GUGAUUUAUCGAACACGGGCGUUGCUGUGCUGCAGAAGGAUGGGAUGUGAUGAGGGAUGGAACGCAACCUCAGUUUCCCAAUGGCUCCAUCGACAAGAGGAGGGUCCGCGACCGCUGCGAUGCCGGCAUCGUGCACCGUUGGCAGCGUCCCUGAUGUCCUGUCGGAUCUCGAAAAGGAACACUUCACGAACGUGGCGAAACACAUGACCCAAGCGUUGCUGGCAGCGACCAACUUGUCCCAAGCCAUGCCAUGGAAACUCGUGUACGACAAACCGUUCUCGAUUUACCGCACGGAACUAUGCGGCCUUGGUCCGUGCAACGUCCAUGCUGUGACGAAGCUCGUCGCUCACAUCGACGAGGUAACGGACGCCUUAAUCACAACUUCCACCAACGCGUACAAGUCGAUGAUGACAACUUUGGGGUCCGACUUUGUCGAUGGAGCUGUCCUUGCCAACAUCUUGACCCCCACGACGGAAAACCCGUUUCGAUAUGUUGGACUCAAGUGGGCCGCGUUCAAAGGUUCUGUCAUGUCCAAAGACAAGGACUUCAUCCUGCUGGAGUACGUCGACAUGAUCGAAGAUGCCCAUGGCAAGAAGACAGCGUUUCGAGUGAUGCAAUCCGUCGACGUCCCGAGUUCCGUGGAUGCGUCGUCGCAUCACUCAUCCGGGCGAUACACCCGUGAACAUGUCCCCCUCGUGGGAUUCAUCUACCACACCACGGGGAAGAAAGGCGAACUCCGCAUGACGUACACAUGCAACAUGGACACGAAGGGCGACUUGCCGAUCUGGGCCGCCAACAGCGCGAUCCAGUCCCAUGUGGACAAGUGCAUCACUCGCACGCUCAAGUACAUUGAAGUACAACGCGUGCUACAGGACGAAGGCGGGAGCUUUGACCUGCCGCAGCGAGUGAUCCCCAUGUCUGGCAACGCCGACUACUGCCACGUAUGCGAGAAGAAGUUCAAAACAAUGUUUCGACCUCGUUACAGCUGCCUCAAGUGCGCCAAGUACGUAUGCAGCAACUGCUACUCGUUCCGCACGGCGUCCGUCCCUGAGCUUGGCGAACGCUUGCUUCGCGUGUGCACAGUGUGCGUCGUCCAAGUCCGACAAGCACGCCGCGGAUCGUCCGACCUGCACAAGAAGGAAUCGCUGGAUCGUCUGUCGCUUGCAUGCGAGGACGCGCGACAAAAGCGGCAGACCCUCGACGAAGUCCUCAACUCGGUGCGGCACAUGAUCACAACCGACUACAAGUUAUUUUCUUCCCAUGACUCGCACAGGGGCAUUUCUGGGAAGUUUGGGGUAAAUUCCCGAGGGAUCGCUGGGAAUAUUCCCAAUUCCAUCACAAGUCAACAUGGUGGUGCUGGCGGGAUCGCGAUGUUGCGGCGACGCGUAACAGUCGGCCCCCAAGAACUAACGCCAGCGCUGGAGAUGUUCAAAGACGGAUUGCCAAGCUUGAUGCUGCAGCAACAGCAAACGUCUGCAGUGGCAAGAGGUCAACCGAAGCAGACGACGCCAGAUAAGCGGAGAUCGACCGUCGGACCGGGCGACCUCAAGUCAUCGCUUGCAGCGUUCCAUCAUGACUUCCGUCCAGGCAAACUUGCGGCAGCCACGCGUCACCGCGAAGAUGAAGUAAGGUCGGACAAUGGGUCCAUGUGUCUGAGCUCGUCAGAUUCGGAAGAUGACGACGACGACGAGAUGUCGGAUCACGAACGCGACGACCUUGAAGCGGAGGUCCCGCCGCGGCGGGGAAUUCAGUUGACCGAGUCGGCGCUCAACCUGCACCAGAAGCGAUCGAAAGAGUUGGAGAAACAGUCUGAAGCGAUCCACAAACUCGCCAACUCUCUUGCGAGGCAAUACUCGGACAGCCAACAAACCAGUGUUGGCAGCCAUUCCCGCAAGAGCUCAUUGGACGACCUCAUGCCGAUGUCGGUUUCCGUGGCGUCGUCGUCCGUGCGGAAAGCAUCCACAAACACCAUCGUUCUAUUUGACAUGGACGAAACGCGCGACUUGGAAAGGCUGCAGGCGUUCCAGCACAGCACAUGCGCCAAGCGACGAAGUUCCGGCCCAGAAUUGUUCCAAUCGUCGCAUCCCCCCAGUAGCUGUAUGUUCUGAGCACAUCUUGUCCAGUAUAUGCGGUUUCUGUCAUCGUCUCUCGCGCCGGUAGCAGUGCGUCCCGACGGCCCGGCGCUACCGCCGCAUGGUACGUCGAUGCGACUGUAACCUGUGAAUCUCUCCACCAAGGAUAUGCCGAGUCUCGUUUAAAUGUCCGCCUUCAAUUUGCAUAAUUUUCACCUUCCUUGUCG
Molecule: messenger RNA, 2299 nt
Organism: Aphanomyces invadans
Lineage: Eukaryota; Oomycota; Saprolegniomycetes; Saprolegniales; Verrucalvaceae
Exons: 2
Coding region: 57-2108 (683 amino acids)
Molecular function (GO): metal ion binding
Source: RefSeq, a predicted model, not a curated record